AUGAACAUGAAAAUUUUAACGAUGCUAGUUUUUACAAGUGCUGUUUCAAAUGCUUCUUAUGAUUUUACCGGAGGAUCCAGUGGCAAUUCUAUCCCUUCGCAGCGCUCUGGAAUGAAGCAUGAUGAGCAUUCAGACCGGAGAAUUCAUCAAUACGUGAAUAAAGCACAAACGAGAAUGUUGAGGAGAAGUACUGACGUUCGCUUUCUCAAUGCGACGAUAGAAAUCGACUACAAAAGUGACAAACGAACGCUGGAAAUGUUCUUUGAAUUCGUAAACGGGGAAAUUCGAAGCCACAAGGAAGAUCUGGAAUCAGACGAAGACAUCAAGAACAUGAAGAAAUACAUCCAGCGACAUGUCGACAGCUACAAAUGGAAUUACAUGAGCAACAACGACAGUAUCGCCCGAGGAGUGCUCAAAGUAUCACUGGACUUCGCGGACGCGCCUUACUUGUGCCACAACGCCACGAUCAUCAUCUUCAAAAAUCGACUCUCGGAAGUUUCCGAUGAAAUUGAUCGCAUUCAACAGCGAUAUAACGAAACCUACCACAAGAAUGUCGAGGAAUACAACAAAAUGCGGCUGUAUAUGCGCAGUCACUCGUUCAACUACAACUCCAAUAUUGCUCAGAUCCCAAGGAGCGAGUCGCCAAUUAAUUUGGGAAGUUCGAAUGUUCCUUCAGCUUCAGUUAGCGACUACGAAAAUUUGGCAGAUCCAGCUGAUCCAGCUUCUGUUCAGGAUGAGAUUUGCAAUGGGGAACUCAAUAAGGCAGAAAACCAAGAAAAAUGUUUCGAUGCUCGUCGGAAAUUCGGGCGCGUCAAGUGCUCCCUCGCCUGCAAAUUCGCCGUCAUCCCUAGAACGCGAGAGAUAAAGCUAACAAGCGUUGAGUUUUCUUGGACUCGAGCUUGA
This is a messenger RNA of Oikopleura dioica, 903 nucleotides long. The record is from the annotation of a GenBank genome assembly. Lineage: Eukaryota; Metazoa; Chordata; Appendicularia; Copelata; Oikopleuridae.